Molecule: messenger RNA, 13728 nt
Organism: Pipra filicauda (Wire-tailed manakin)
Lineage: Eukaryota; Metazoa; Chordata; Aves; Passeriformes; Pipridae
Gene: CHD6
Product: chromodomain helicase DNA binding protein 6
Exons: 37
Coding region: 2827-11106 (2759 amino acids)
Molecular function (GO): ATP-dependent chromatin remodeler activity; ATP binding; protein binding
Source: RefSeq, a predicted model, not a curated record
GGUUUGUUUCUUCAGUGAGUUGGGAUGCUUUUAGCCCAAAGCUCAGGCUUUUUUGUUGUUUACCUCCUGCUCGAGAAAUGCAGCAAAUGCUGUUGGGGUUGGAGAAUGAGAGGGGUGGAGAUGGUUCGCUGUGGUUGUGCAGUGUCCUGUGGGUCUGGGCAGAAGCCUCCAGCACCCGUCAGGCAGCCCCAGCCUCCGUGGCAGAGGGCUCCCAGGGGGCAGACGGAUGCGUUGCAGUCGUUAGAUGUUUGUCCCUUCGGUCGCAGGGUAUCUCUUUAACUGAUAUGGGGUCAGUUGGAUACGAAUGUUGCUGCAGGAGAGGAAACACUGAGCUCUGAGUAUUUUCCUCGCUGUGAAGUGUUGCUGUUGCUUUUGGGCCCCAUUCAGAUGAUAGCACAGGAAUAGAUGCUGUCUUACCCCCACUUGCCCUUUGUUUACCUUGUCCACGCAGUAGCUUUGCUGUGCUGCUUUGCAGAGAAAUUGUUGUUUUGGUCCAGCUGUUGAAGUAUGAAGCAAUAACAGCAUAUUUUGCUCUGAGAGUAAAUUCUUCCUGGAGUAAAUAGAUUGUUUCUCUCAAGGUUUUUGGCCUCCAGCUGGGUUGAUUUUGGUUUAGGGCUGUCCCUGGGUUCCUUUCCCGAAAAUUGAUUCAUCUUCCACUGCAAAGCGUAAUGUUGCUGUCUGUUUGCCUUUGGGAACACUAAUUCAGCCCAUGUUUCCAAAUUGGUACAGCUGUGUGAACUUGCAGGUCCUUCAGGAGCGCUGGACACACUGCUGCGUUGGCUUUGCUGCAGAGAUGGGCAGCAUGGCAGCAGUGGGGUGAAGCUGACUGAAUGUUGCCCCUCAAGUGCUUCAAGCUGUAAAGCGUGAUAACUAGGAGAGCUGGAUCCUAUCAAAGUGUCUGCAUGUGCCUCGUGCACAGAACUGAAAAUAUGUGUUGUUAUUCUUCAAACAAAAAACAAAGUCAAGGAGAGGACUUGGAGAAAAACUGAUGUUGGUCCGUUUACAUUUCCGUGAAGUUUGAAGCCCAUCCUGCAGCCAUGGGUGUUUAUUCCUGCCUGUUGUGCCAUUCCUCCCAGCAGAAACGUCAGCUGCCCUGUCCCUGAGGAGGCAGUUGCAGCCCCUUGCUGCGGGCUGGUGUGGGUACCCUGUUUGAACCUGUGAGACUAAGGCAGCUUUGUACUGUUUCUCAUGCUCACAGCUGUGAAUAAUGGGCAUCUCUUGCACAAGAUGCUAUCACGGGGACCCUCAUUACCUUGUUCUGAGCGCUGCUGUCUGAUUUGGUAGUGUACAUUUGUUUAAAGGCUUCAGUUUACCUCUCCCUCCAUUGCCCUGCGUGGUGGCCUUGGGGGACAGUGGCUCUGUCUACGCUGCUAGUCUUUAAGCAGCUGGCCCUAGGUGUACCAGUGCUAGACACAGUGUUCAGUGCUGUGGGUGUUUUUGGGGUCUGUUGAUUUCUAGUGGCUUGGUGGAGAAGGCUCUCAGAGGAAUAUCUCGUUUUCCUGACUGCUUUUUACUGUAUUUCUUCAACAGGAAACAAAUCUCUGCCCCUCGCCAAAUGUAAUCUUAAUAAUUUUUAAGAUUUAGUUUUCUUGAGCGAUCUGUAAUAUUUUCUCACCAGUUUCUCCAAAGACAAACUUUUACAGGUGGCUAAUAUGAAGGUCACUGUAAUGGAUUGUGUUAUUUCAAGAGGGCUUUGCACAAGCAUGUGAACUUGUUUUUGUGAGAUGGCUCGGCUGCCAGAGCAGGCCUUUGUGUUUUGCUGUGGUGUCCUGGCCUGUCUGGGCUUUGCAGAGAUAAGAGCUGGUGUGGCGCUCGUCAGCGUGCAGGAGAAGCUUGCCCUCGCAAAGAGCGGAGAGCCGAUCAGCCUUGUGCUGAGAGCGAGCCCUUGGUGUGGGAACGUGGACUCCUGUGUUGGGUCUGGAGAGCAGGCAUGUGGGGAGGCUGCUCGCAACCUCAGUGGUUGGAUGUCUCACUGGGUAAGACUUUGGGGGAGCCAAGAGGGCUUCUUUCAUUGCUCCUACAAGCAGCAGUGAGUGCAUUUCUCCUCUUUCACCCCCAAUUUCCUGCUUGGGACAGUGGAAUCAACCUCUGGUGUUUGUGAUUCCAGCCAGGCAGAGGCAGAGUGGUUGUUGGGGGCCAACAAGUGCUGUCAAAGGUUGAGAAGAUAAUCAGGGUGAGUGGUCUAAAUGCAGUCAAGCAGCAGUGUUUGCUGUGGGCAUGGUGUUGGUGCCAGUGCGUGCAGGGUUUGUGCAGUGGGUUCUCAGCACCCUAAAACCCUGUGAAAGCAGAGUUGCCCUUCACCGCGGGAUUGGUGUCAGUGUCAGUGCCUGCAUUGCCAAGCGUGGUGGUGGUGGGACCAAAAUCCUGUAGGGAAGUGCAGGGCCCUGCAGAGCAGUGAGCUGUAAGUGCUGUUCUGGGCAGCACCUGUCCCAGCCAGCCUCCAGCCAUCAUCAGGCACAGCCUGCUGGAAUAACAGCGCUGGGAAAGCUGACCAAACUGGCAGCAAAUGGGGAAAACUGUGGUGCUGUGGGUGUCAGCUUGUGACAUGAGGAGACUCUGAUUUUGCUUUCUAAUAUCUCAGGCUGGUGCAAUAUGUUUUCCUUGUGAUAGGACAAUGCCUUCAACUUUCCCUUAUAUGGGAAAAUCUGGGAUGCAGCCUAGCAAUCCGCCAAUAUGUGGCUAAUAAUUUUUAGCAUUGUUGUGUUGGAUGUGUCAAGUCAUCCUAAGAAUUAGGAUGUCCCACCUGGGACACUGUGGCUAGUCUUUAAUGUUUGAGGCAGAUCCCUGGCAGAUACCUGGGGAAAGCUUAUGGCUGCGCCCUAGGGAAUGCCUGAGCGCACUCGGCUCUUCGGGAAGUCAGCUAAAAGCUGGGAGAGUUUGUGCCUGGACAUAGGGCUCCUGCCCUGCAGCUCCUGCCCUGCGCCGCACUGGGGCCCAGCGCUCAGAGAGCCGCUGACCUUAAAAACGCUGAGCCUCUCCCCAAUGUCGUCUGCCUGGGAGUGCAAGACACAGGACACCUUUGCCAGCAGCGAGGAGCAGGACGAGGUGCCCCACCAGGUGACAGUGACGGGCACGAACACGGGCAGCCAGUGCCAGUGCCCAAAGGAGGAGCCCGGUGGGGCUCCCCAGAAGCGGACGAGCACCCAGAAUGGGAUGCAGGACAGUGGGGGCGGGGGCACAGGGGUGAAGAAGAAACGGAAGAAAAAGGAUCUGGGAGAGCAGGAAGGGGGAGAUAAAGCAGCUGUGGAGGUGAAACCAAAGAGGAGGAGAGAACCUAAAGAACCAAAAGAGCCUAAAAAGGCGAAGGAGUCCAAGAAGCCGAAGGAGCCCAAACAGAGGGAGGUGGCCAAGAAGCCUCGCAAACCUCGGGAACCCAAAGCCCCAAAGGAGCCUAAAGACAAGAAGAGCAGCGCUGAGCCUGCCCCCAGAGCAAGACCCAAGAAGAGCAGCAAGGACACCCCUGUGGAGAAGAAGAAGAAAGGGAAGAGGAAAAAUGAGGUACCAGCGAACAGUUUGGAUUUGGAUCAGGAUCUGCUGAGUCCAUCCGUACAGAGCCCAGAGGAGUCUGCGGAGUCAGCUGACAGCCAGAAACGACGCUCCGGACGGCAGGUGAAGAGGAGGAAGUACAAUGAGGACCUGGAUUUCAAGGUUGUGGAUGAUGACGGCGAGACAAUCGCUGUGCUGGGAGCUGGGCGAACCUCCGCGCUCUCUGCCUCUACUCUGGCAUGGCAGGCGGAGGAGCCUCCUGAGGAUGAUGCCAAUAUCAUUGAGAAGAUCCUUGCCUCCAGGAUGGUGCAGAAGGAGGCUCAUCCUGGAGGCCUGGCAUUUGAGACGGAGGAGUUCUACGUCAAGUACAGGAACUUCUCCUAUCUCCACUGUAAGUGGGCAACUCUGGAGGAGCUGGAGAAGGACCCCAGGAUCUCCCAGAAGAUAAAGCGCUUCCGGAACAAGCAGGCUCAGAUGAAACAUAUUUUUACAGAGCCUGAUGAGGAUUUGUUCAACCCGGACUACGUGGAGGUAGAUCGAAUUCUGGAGGUGGCUCACACGAAGGACCCAGACACUGGGGAGGAGGUGACUCACUACCUGGUGAAGUGGUGCUCGCUGCCCUACGAGGAGAGUACCUGGGAGCUGGAGGAGGAUGUUGACCCAGGGAAGAUUAAAGAGUUUGAAGCCCUCCAGAUCCCUCCUGAAAUCAAGCACAUGGUAACGUACCCAGAGGAGCGCCCAGCAUCUGAGUCCUGGCAGAAACUGGAGAAGUCCCGAGAGUACAAGAACAGCAACCAGCUGCGGGAGUAUCAACUGGAGGGAAUGAACUGGCUGCUCUUUAACUGGUAUAACAGGAAGAACUGCAUCCUGGCUGAUGAGAUGGGGCUGGGGAAGACAAUCCAGUCAAUCACGUUCCUCUCAGAGAUAUUCCUGAUGGGCAUUCAUGGCCCCUUCCUCAUCAUCGCUCCUCUCUCCACCAUCACGAACUGGGAGCGGGAGUUCCGCACGUGGACGGAGAUGAACGCCAUCGUGUACCACGGCAGCCAGAUCAGCCGCCAGAUGAUCCAGCAGUACGAGAUGGUGUACAGGGACACACAGGGUAACCCUCUCCCUGGGAUCUUCAAGUUCCAGGUGGUUAUCACCACCUUUGAGAUGAUCCUUGCUGACUGCCCGGAGCUGAAGAAGAUCCAGUGGCGCUGUGUGGUCAUUGACGAGGCACAUCGCCUGAAGAACAGGAACUGCAAACUCCUGGAGGGGCUGAAGCUCAUGGCCCUGGAGCACAAGGUUCUGCUGACAGGGACUCCCCUGCAGAACUCGGUGGAGGAACUCUUCAGCCUCCUAAAUUUCCUGGAGCCACAGCAGUUUCCCUCAGAGACAGCCUUCCUGGAGGAGUUUGGAGACCUGAAGACAGAGGAGCAGGUGAAGAAGCUGCAGUCCAUCCUGAAGCCCAUGAUGCUGCGACGGCUGAAGGAUGAUGUAGAGAAGAAUCUGGCACCCAAACAGGAGACCAUCAUUGAGGUGGAGCUGACCAAUAUCCAGAAGAAAUACUACCGGGCCAUCCUGGAGAAGAACUUCUCCUUCCUCUCCAAGGGUGCCAACCAGCACAAUAUGCCCAACCUCAUCAACACCAUGAUGGAGCUGCGCAAGUGCUGCAAUCACCCCUACCUCAUCAAUGGGGCAGAGGAGAAGAUCCUGGAAGACUUCCGUAAAACACACAGCCCAGAGGCACCAGACUUCCAGCUGCAGGCAAUGAUCCAGGCAGCCGGGAAGCUGGUGCUCAUUGAUAAGCUGCUUCCCAAGCUGAUCGCUGGUGGGCACAAGGUGCUCAUCUUCUCACAGAUGGUGCGCUGCCUCGACAUCCUGGAAGACUAUCUCAUCCAGAGGCGAUACACCUACGAGCGCAUCGACGGGCGGGUGCGCGGGAACCUGCGCCAGGCUGCCAUUGACCGCUUCUGCAAGCCCGACUCGGAUCGCUUCGUGUUUCUGCUGUGCACGCGGGCAGGGGGGCUGGGCAUCAACCUGACGGCUGCUGACACCUGCAUCAUCUUCGACUCAGACUGGAACCCACAGAACGACCUGCAGGCUCAAGCUCGCUGCCACCGGAUCGGGCAGAGCAAGGCGGUGAAGGUCUAUCGCCUCAUCACCAGGAACUCCUACGAGCGGGAGAUGUUUGACAAGGCCAGCCUGAAGCUGGGCCUGGAUAAGGCUGUGCUGCAGGACAUCAACCGCAAGGGCAGCACCAACGGGGUUCAGCAGCUCUCCAAGAUGGAGGUGGAGGACCUGCUGCGGAAGGGUGCCUAUGGCGCACUCAUGGAUGAGGAGGACGAAGGGUCGAAGUUCUGUGAGGAAGACAUUGAUCAGAUCCUCCAGCGCAGGACACAGACCAUCACAAUCCAGUCUGAGGGCAAGGGCUCCACCUUUGCCAAGGCCAGCUUUGUAGCAUCAGGAAACAGAACUGACAUUUCCUUAGACGACCCCAACUUCUGGCAGAAGUGGGCCAAGAUAGCAGAGCUCGAUACAGACGCCAAGAACGAAAAGGAGAGCCUGGUCAUCGACAGACCCCGGGUACGGAAGCAAACCAAACACUACAACUCCUUCGAAGAGGACGAGCUGAUGGAGUUCUCUGAGCUGGACAGUGACUCGGACGAGCGACCGACGCGCUCGCGGCGCUUUAACGAGAAGACGCGGCGGUACCUGCGGGCUGAGUGCUUCCGCGUGGAGAAGAACCUGCUCAUAUUUGGCUGGGGACGCUGGAAAGAUAUCCUAACCCAUGGGCGGUUCAAGUGGCACCUGAAUGAGAAGGACAUGGAGAUGAUUUGUCGGGCCUUGCUGGUGUAUUGCGUCAAACACUACAAGGGGGAUGAGAAGAUUAAGAGUUUUAUCUGGGAUCUCAUCACGCCGACGAAGGAUGGCCAGAACCAGGCUCUGCAGAAUCACUCAGGUAGUUUGUCAGCACCAGUGCCCAGAGGCAGGAAGGGGAAGAAGACAAAGAACCAGAUGCUGCUUCCCGAGAUAAAGAACGCGGACUGGCUCGCCACCUGCAACCCCGAGGUGGUCCUACAUGAUGACAGCUACAAGAAGCACCUCAAACAGCACUGCAACAAGGUUCUGCUGCGGGUGCGAAUGCUCUACUACCUGAAGGCUGAAGUGCUGGGGGAGGCUGCGGAUAAAGCCUUUGAGGGGACCCCUGCCAGGGAGCUGGACGUGCUGCUGCCAGACAUUGACUACGUGGAGAUCCCAGUGGACUGGUGGAACGCCGAAGCUGAUAAAUCCCUGCUCAUCGGUGUCUUCAAACACGGGUACGAGCGGUACAACGCCAUGCGGGCGGACCCGGCGCUGUGCUUCCUGGAGAAGGUGGGCAUGCCAGACGAGAAGCUGCUCUCUGCCGAGCAGGGCGUCAGCGACGGGGCACAGGACGCUGCUGAAAGGGGCAGCGUGGAAAAGGAAGAGAGCAAUGGAGAAAAGCUGGAGGGGCUGCCAAAACAGGAGGACAUCGUGGCUGCUGGGGUGGGUGAAGCCAGUGAGAAGCGGGACGAGCCAGCGGCAGCCCAGGAUGGCUCUGACUCAGACAGAUCCUGCUGGCCUGUCUCCUCUGCUCUCACGGCCAGACUGCGGCGACUCGUCACCGUCUACCAGCGCUGCAACCGCAAGGAGCUGCCUCCCCGCGCCGAGAUGCUGGUGCCUGGUAACCAUGGCUACUGGCUGCAGGACGAGAUGUUCCGGAGAGCCUCUGAGGUGGACUCGGUGAACAAAGAAAUGCAGAAAAGGUGGACCAGGAGGGAGCAGGCAGAUUUCUACCGCACUGUCUCCUCCUUUGGGGUUAUCUAUGACCAGGAGAAAAAGAUCUUUGACUGGUCCCAGUUCCGAGCCAUCUCUCGACUGGAGAAGAAGACGGAUGAGAGCCUGGAGAAGUACUUCUACAGCUUCGUGGCCAUGUGCAAGAAUGUCUGUGGUCUCCCUCUGUGGAAAGAGGAUGGUCCUCCGGACCCCGACAUCUACGUGGAGCCCAUCACAGAGGAACGUGCUGCCAGGACCCUCUACCGCAUCGAGCUGCUGCGGAAGGUGCGUGAGCAGGUGCUCAAGUGCCCCCAGCUCCACGAGCGGCUCAAGCUGUGCCGGCCGAGCCUCUACCUGCCGGUGUGGUGGGAGUGUGGCAAACACGACCGGGACCUGCUGAUCGGCACCGCCAAGCACGGCCUGAACCGCACCGACUACUACAUCAUGAAUGACCCCCAGCUGUCUUUUUUAGAUGCAUACAGGAACUAUGCCCAGCAUAAAAGAACAGGGCUCCCAGGCCCAGAAACCCUGUGCUGCCUUUACCAGACUAAUUCCAAACUCUACAGUUCCCCUCUGUACAGCCAGGUGGACCGGACCUGCGAAACCCUGGAGAAUGAAGCUGAGAGUCAGAUCAAGCUGGAAGCUGUGGACAGCACCAUGUCCCAGGCCGGAGGCAGCACACCAGAUGCAAACUGUGAAACAUUCAUGUCUGAAGUCCGGGACAUCAUUUCCAGUAACUACGAUGAGAGCUCGCUGCCGGAGUCGUUGGUGUGCAUGAUGUACGACGAGAAGGGCUGUCACAGCGAGCAGAGCUCCCUCGCCAGAGACAGCCCAAACUGCACAGAGGUUGGAAGCAGUGUUGCCAAACUCUCCGAGGGCAAGCUGGAGGGGGAUGAGGAUCCAUCCAGCUGCGAUGCAGACACCAUGAGAGAGGUUCCCUUCCUCAAGGGUUUGCAGGUGGGCUCUGACCGAAUGGACAGUCAGAACGAGGAAGCUGAGCCUUCACCUUCCACCCCUGAGAGCAACCGUUCACAGAGCGUCCCGGCCGAGCUUGGCAAAGCCUUGGAGCAGAAGGGAGCCCUCACCAGCCCGGUGACAGGGCUGCCCGAGCACGGCACCGUGGAAAGGGUCCUGAGCAUGGGGCUCUACGGUCCCAGUCUCCAUAACUAUGAACUAAAAGUUCCUCCUGAGCAGAGGUUCAUCAGUCUGCUGCAGGAAAAAGGAAUGGAGGCGAAGUCGGCGCCAAGUCAGAGCCACAGUGAGGAAGAUGAGGAGGAAGAAGAGGAUGAUGAUAACUCUGAGGCAGCAGCAGAUGCUGUGGAUGGCUUGAGUGGUCCCAGGACCAGGGCCAAUUGUGACCCUGAGGCUAAUGAACUGGGGGGUGAGGAGCAGAGCUCUGGCCUCCCCACACCCGAGGACACUUGCCCAGAAGAUGUGAGUGGCGAGAAGGAGCCCCUGGGACCGGGGGAGCCUGGGCCAGAAGGCAGGGAGGACCGUGGCUUGGAUGAGGAGAGCACUGGGCAGCACUCACCAGGCCAGGCUCAGAGCCAGCCCUUCAGCCUGCCCACGCCUCUGCUGGGGACCUCGGGUACAGAGCCCCCCCAUGCCAGGGGGGACUCCUGGGGCCGAGGGGCAGGCUGCACAGAGGUCCCACACACUGAGCCCCAGCGUGUGAAGCAAGAAGAGUGUGAGAACAGAGAUGAAGGGGAGAAAGCCAGCAGCAGCCAGGGCCGAGAUGGUCCAGAGAAGUACUUAGAGGAAGAGAACAAGAGUUCUGCUUCUGUCCUGCCCGGGGAGAUCGAUGACCUUCAGGAUGCCCGAGCACCGACCAUUGCCCAGCUGCUGCAGGAGAAGACACUUUACUCCUUCUCUGAGUGGCCUAAGGACCGUGUGAUCAUCAACCGCAUUGACAACAUCUGCCACGCCAUCCUAAAGGGCAAGUGGCCUUCCUCCAGCCAGCAGUUUGAGGCACAGAGCCUGCUGACAGCCCCAGCCGUGGCCAGCAACGCCGGCAGCAGGAGCAGCUUUGCUGAGUCAGAAGCCCCUGAUCCCAGCUUCAGUAACGGGGUGUUACUCUCACAGGUACAAAAGGAAGGUUUCCUGAGCCCUGCCUUCACAAAAGACGAGCGGAAACACAGGAGACCAUAUGAAUUUGAGAUAGAGAGAGAUGCGAAACAGAGGAGCCUGGAGCAGCUGGCGGCAGCCCACGUCCAUUCACCCAUUGUGCUGAACGGCUGGCGUGAGGCAGCGGUGGACUUGUCCAGAGCCUCUGAUGGGUCCCCAGGGAACUCUUCUCCUUUCCCCCUGAACACAAACAUGCCCAAAUUGGGGACUGUGAAUGCCCUCCAGGGCUCCCUGGGCAUGGACUUGUCUGGCAUCCUACAGGCAGGGUUAAUCCAUCCUGUCACGGGACAGAUUGUAAAUGGCAGCCUGCGAAGAGAUGAUGCUGCCAUGAGGAGGAGACGGGGCAGGAGGAAAAAUGUCGAAGGGAUGGACCUCAUCUUCUUGAAGGAGAGGCCUCUUCCAAACAGGCUGCAGGAUGUUCAGGAAGACCAGCCGCAGCCCCCUCAGAACAGUCCUCUCCCUGAUGGGCCAGUUGCUGCUACCUCGGCUCCACAGCCAGUCCCAGCUGCAGGCGGCCAAGAGAAGACUGUCCCCAAUAAGAGUCUCCUCGACUGGCUCCGGCAGCAGUCUGACUACACACUUGAUGUUCCUGGCUUUGGCACAAAUUUUUCAGACAAGCCCAAGCAGAGGAGGCAGCGCUGCAAGGACCCCAGCAAAUUGGACAUUAGCUCACUGACGGGAGAGGAGCGGGUGCCGGUGGUACAUAAGGGUACCGGACGGCGGUUAGGGGGAGCCACAGCACCAGCAUUGAAGGAAUUGCCAAGGUGGCUUGAUGCAAACUUGGAGUAUGCUGUUGCAGCUGACUGGGCUGACAUUGUUAAGCUUUCAGGCUACUUACCCGAAAACAAAUUCAAUCGCGUCCUCACCGAGCCCGUGCUCCGGGACACGGGGCCGCGCCGGAGAGGGAGGAGGCCCCGAAGCGAACUCCUUAAGGGCCCCGGUGUUGUAGCAGAUUCUUCUUCUGGAAUGGGACCAUUGUUCAUGAACGGACUCAUUGCUGGGAUGGAUCUAGUGGGACUUCAGAACAUGAGAAACAUGCAGGGGAUCCCUCUGACCGGGCUGGUCGGGUUUCCUGCUGGCUUUGCAGCAGUGCCCGCUGGGGAGGAUGUGAAGAGCACCCUGAGUAUGUUGCCCAUGAUGCUGCCGGGCAUGGCUACUGUACCCCAGAUGUUUGGCGUUGGAGGACUUCUCAAUUCCCCCAUGACAACGACUUGUACUGCGACUGCUCCGACUUCGUUAACAAGCACAACGAAAGGUGGCACAGCCAGCGCCGAGAAAGCCAAUGAGGAGAAACAGGGCAGCCAGGAUGGGAAAAAAGAACCUCUCGCCGAAGACAAGCCUGGUCCUAGUUCAUUUUCUAAUCAGACAGAAUCCGCAAUAACUACCAGUAGUCCUGUAGCUUUUAACCCAUUUCUUAUCCCAGGGAUGUCUCCUGGACUGAUCUAUCCCUCCAUGUUCCUCUCCCCCGGCAUCGGCAUGGCGCUGCCUGGCAUCCAGCAAACCAGGCACUCGGAGGCGGCGAACCUGGAGAGCCAGAAGCGGAAGAGGAAGAAAGCAAAAGGGGAAUCGGCAAAUCCAGAGCCAGAAACUGUCUCACUGCCGGAAAAAGAAGCUGCCAACAGUCAAAACUGUGUGGAGCAGAGCCCGCCGGCGGCGGCAGAGAAGGAGCAGGAUGGACCAGCAGAGGAGGAGCGCCAGGCGGCUCACCAUACUGAUUAGAACUUUUGUUUCAUUGGAAAAAAAAAAAAAAACACAAAAAGAUUGUGGCUUGUGAGUUUCUUAUCCCAUAAACUCUUUGUUACUUCCCCUCCCACCCUGCUCCACUUUCAUAAACCUGUGUUUCCAUGAGUAAUAUUAUCUACCUAAUUUCCUGUCAGAAAAAACUCUGGUGACAUACUACAUGUUAAUAGUUGCAGGGUCUUGCCACUUUAUUAGAUAAACAGUGUUGUCUAGCUAGUAUGGGAGGCACCGAAUUCUCGUUCUGUUUUUCCAGUUGUUCAUCCCAGCCGACGAUAGCAAAUCCAGUACUCGGUCACCCCCCCCAAAUUGCUCACUCCUUUGAGAAGAAAAAGCAGCAAAAAAAACAAGAGCAAAAGAAAAGUCUUUACCUCUUGGUCUACAUGCAGACAAGGGUAUUUCUGUCUACAGCAACACUGAACGAAAAGCCUGUAUUUGGGCUAAAAGCACAGCUAUAGUAAGUGCUAAUGUGUAUUUUUGAUUUAAAGUAUUUCCCUAUUUUAUCAUGGUUACUAGAAUAGUAGUAUAGACAGAAAUAUAUAACUAAUGAUUGAAAAUGCAUAUAUUCAUUUCUUUGAAAGGAAAAGCAUAACUGGUAGUGAUAUAAUUUCUUGAUCACCCCCACCUCAAAGGUUUGGAGACAAACCGCAGAGAGUGAAAAGACGAUGUAGACAUUCUUUUGUAUUUUUUAAAACCAAAGUUUGGUUUUAUGUUACGUGGAGUUUAGUUGCCCUUUCUUUGUUAGUUACAAGAACUUUUCAGCUUGAGCUGGAAAGGUUUUGCACACUUGCAUGACUUUUCUGGGGUUACUGUACCUGUAGCUACCAGUUCCUUUGUCAUUCUGCUAGUCUUCAGUUCUCCUCUCUGGCGUUAGUUCUCAGCUAUGGCAUUACAGGUGCUCUAAAGGUAUUUUUUCCAGCCGUGAACAGGCCACGCCAAUUUUAAUGCUCUUAUAUGAACACUGAGGCUUUUUGAGUUUUUAUAUUCCUCACUCCUUACCCCAGAAGUGAUGUCCUUUCAGCAAACACAGAGAAGGCUGUAGGCCAGCUUCUCUCUUUGGGGAGUCCUCUGAGAAGGAGCCUUGAGACUUUUAGAGCUUGAGUUUCUUCCUUUCUAGCGUUGGACUGUGAAGAGAUGAUUUGGCUUCUUCCCAUUCCGUUUGCUGUUGAACAGUAUUUCCAAUCCCCCAAAGGAUUUCAGUGUCUGCAUUUCAUACAGACGGGUUUUAAUGCUGCCAGCCCCCCCGCCCCCAGCUCUGGGUACUGAGACUCCUCCACAGGCAACUCUUCUGAUUUCUCCUUUCCCUCACUCCUCCUUUAAUUCUUCUUUUCACUUGGGGUUGUGUUUAUUUGCAGCUCAUGGUCUGAGACUUGAAUAAAGCUGCAGUGGUGCAGCGGUGAGCGAAGGGCAGGCUGGGAGGGAGUUGGAGUGUGUGCUACUCAUCGGUUUCACACUUGGUUGUCACAAUUUACUGUAUUUUUUACUUUUUUUUCUGUUGCAGUUUUGCUAAUUUAUCAGAUGGUCCAAAUGUUUUGACAUAACUAUUUCAGUUUGCAUUAUUUAUUUAUGAUGCUUUUUGUCAUUGUCUUUUAUACAUUUGCGAUUAUAAAUUAUGUACAUGUUAAAAUUAGCAUCUCAAAGAAGUCUGUUACCCAUGGUCAAAAAAAGCAGUUGGUUUAUAUUUUCACAGAAUUUAUUCCCAGUUUACUGGAUUGGAUGAUUUUUUUUAAAGUAUGUAACCAAUCAUAAUGCAACCCCUCUGGAUAAUUAAAUGUGUUCUAUUUAAUAACAGUCUUGUAGCAUAGAUACUGUAUCACUAUUGACAGAUUUCUUAGAAAUGCUGCUAUCUCUAUUUAACUAACAUUUUGUUCAGUUUUUGCCUCCAGUGGAAGCAGAAAGGGUUUUUUCAGCUGUUAAAUCCAAAAUCAAUAUAAUUUAUUUAUGUAAAAAAAAAAAGUCACGAUUGAUAUAUUUUUGAACCUUUUAAGUACUAACUUUGUUUUUAUUCAGUGGAAGAACAUGUACUUGCCCUAAAUCCUUAAAAUACAAAUGCUAUAAAACUUCAUAUAUCCUCAAAGCCUUACUGUGAAUGGAUAUAGAAAUCUCUUCCGAGUUCAUUUCUUGUUAAGGGAUGGUUUUUCCAGGGUUACACGCGUAAGGAACAGGGUUUAAAGUGAAAUUUAUUUAAUUAGCCAGCAUGCUCUAUACCUUGUUCUUUCUUAGCAGACAUGUAUGCUAUGUCUCUGGGUGUUUAGGCUUCUCUUUGCUACUUUGUGACCCUUUUGCAACCCGGUAUACUCUGUGGAUUAUUUAGACUGUAAGGCGUAAGUGGCUGCUUCUUCUUUUCCAUCAUAUCCCAAACGAACGCCAAAUUUUCACCGGUUUUCAUGGCUACUCACACACAUACAUCCUUCACCAAAUGUGCUAACAAAAUAAACUGUCUGUGCUCUUGAACAUGGAUAAAAAGAAAAAGAUUUAAAAGUCAGAUUUUUAUUUUUUUAAUUUAGUGACUAGAUGAUGCUUAUCUUUCAGACUUGGCAGAGCCUUGCUACAGAUGUAUAUAAUUUUUUUCAGCAAAUAUAUGUGAAUGUUUAAUUCACCUGA